AUGCGCCUCGCAAAUCAUCUCCCAGGCAGCGCCACGCUGCUCACGGUCUUUGCCCUCUUUAACGGCAUUGUCGUGCCCGUCCAUGCCGCUGACAGCGACAGCAAAAGUGAUUCCGCUUCUGCUUCCGCUUCUGCUUCUGCUUCCGCUUCCGACUCCAAGUCCGCCUCUGCCUCGCCCUCCAACUCAAAGGCCUCGGCCAGCUCGACCGACUCCAAGUCAUCGUCGCCUUCAUCCGCAUCUCCGACCCCGACGUCCAAGAGCGCCUCUGCGACAAAGUCCUCCGAUACCAACACAGACAGCGGCGGCCUCACCGGCCUCCCGACCCUCACCAACAUCGCAGCCAUACCGACGUACCCCCCGCCGGCCGUCCCCGAUACCAAGGAUGCCCCCUUCAUGCAGUCUUCCAGCGCCCCCGAGGGCACCGUCUUCAUCGCCGUCGGCGCCAUCCUUGGCGCCUUCUUCCUUGCUGUCCUGAUCUGGCGCGCCAUUGUCAGCCUCCUGCUGCACCGCUCCGUUGAGCGCGCCUCCAAAGCUCAGCAUGCCGCCAACAUCAAGAAGUCCUCCUCUGGCAACUCCGCCUUCCCGGCGCCCCCUGCGCCUUUCUACAAGUACACCGACCAUGAAUCCACACGCUCUAUCGGCCAGAACGCCCGCCGAACGAACCGACGCUCAACUCGUGGCCCGGAUCCUGCCUCUGAUCCCAGCCAGUCCAACCUCUUCUUCUCACCCACUGCCGCUACCAGUGGCGCUGGUGGCAACCGCGGCUCCGCGUAUCUGCCCUCUGGCUUCUAUGCUGCCGGGUCUGCCGCCACGGCGCACCAGCAAGGCCAGUCUAUCAGCAUGUCCAACCUCAGCCCUGCCCCCGGUGGAUACGCCAACGGCUCCCGCCAUAACCUCAACGCCUCGCCGCCCGAGUCUCCCAUGUUUCACGCCCGCCACGAUGCUAGUACCUCGUCGGUAAACCUUGCCGCGCCAUUGCAAGCCGGCCAAAGAGCUCCGAGCGCCUAUCUUGAAGAUCUGUUGGCCGAGGACCCGUCUGCCCUCCCCCCGCCAAGCAUGCCAGGCUCCCGUCGAUAG
Messenger RNA from Cordyceps fumosorosea ARSEF 2679, 1077 nucleotides. RefSeq lists its product as hypothetical. Lineage: Eukaryota; Fungi; Ascomycota; Sordariomycetes; Hypocreales; Cordycipitaceae. Gene Ontology annotation, cellular component: fungal-type vacuole. The record is from RefSeq and is a predicted model, not a curated record. The transcript has a single exon. The coding region runs from base 1 to 1077 and encodes 358 amino acids.